CCGAGUGCUUCUUAUCUACACUAUACUAGAACUAGAACUCUAACUUCUUAGAAGUUGUCCGAGUUCUUGUUAGAACUUGAUGUCCUCCUCAUCGACGAUUCGGAUUUCUUUCAUCGAGUUUGUUCACUAAGAACUUUCAACAUCAUGAUUAGAUGAGGAACUGCAACAUCUAAAGGAUCUCUAGCUUGGUAGGCACAAGAAGAAGAACGACACUUGUUACCUCCACAAGAAGAAGAACAAAAAAAAAAGACAGCAAAAUGGGUGGCGGCAAAAGCUCUGGCAAGAAGAAAUCCGGCUCCAAGGGAGCCAGCAAAGCGGUCAUCAAAAGCAAUGACAAUUAUGGUUCAUGUUGGGACUAUGCAGCAGGGGCAGGGGUGGACGAUAACUUAGUACAAGAUCAUCGUUUUUGCACAUGAUCAAGAAAACGCCUGUGCCGCGUUAUUAGGUUUACGUCCACGUCUUCCAUUUUUUUCUACUACACUCCAUAUCCGGUUCCGCCCCGACCUGUUCCCCUCCCUUAAUAUGCUUAUGUUAAGCAUGUUAAUCUAGUAGACCAUGAUCCACUUUGACUCUAAGGCAAGAAGAAGGUGGACGAGGUGAAGAUGAUCGAAAAGCGCACGGACCCCUCCGACGGCAAUGGGCCUUUUACUCACGCUAGUUUCAUCAGAUUCCAUGGCCCAGAGAAAGGAGAGGAGCUCUGGGAAGCAGGAGGUAUUGCUCGGAUGUCUUCUCUUUUUUAUAUAUGUAAGACAUUUACGACGUAUACAACUAAGUAAAAUUUCUUAUAGGAUGAAACUUACUACUUCCACCUUCGUAAAGAAGUGUUCAUCCUCUUCGCUCUAGUUGAUUGAUGUUCGGAACAAUUGAAAACUCUUCUAAAUUCAGUGCUGAGAUCAAAGGAAGUUGGAGAUCAAAUUCAAAGGAAGUUGAAAAAAAUAAUAGAAACCUUUCAGAUUAGAACAACUUCAACUGCAUAAUAGAAACCUUUCAGAUUUAUUGCAGGACCAUUUCCCUGAAGCAGUGAUAGAGAUGCUCCUGAUGGCACUUUCACAAAAACUAACGACCUCUCAUCCACUUCCACCACAGCUGAUACUGCGGUUAUGGUAGAAGCGAAAAAGAAGGGCAAAGGAAAGGGAAAAAAGAAGGAAGAAGCAAAGAAAAAGGUUGAGCGAGGAGGUGGAGCAGCCUCCUCAUCAAAGAGUCAAGGGAAGCAGAGCCAGAAGAUCGUCAAAAAGGAAAGCGAUCCGAAAUCUUAUGAUUGUAGCACUAGAAGCAGUGGCUGUAGCACCAGCAGUAGCUUUUCUAUUAUUUUCUCAGUUCUACAACUUCUUGGCACCACCAGAAAUAAAUGUCUACUUACUCCCACCAGCUCUACAUCUAGUAUCUACAAACAUGCGACGACUAUUCAUCCACAACCACGACCUGAUCUAAUGCUUGAAGAGCAAAGGCAAGGGAGGCAAAAAGGGGACAGGAACGAAAGGCGGGCAGGAAAAACGAGUCGACCCAAGUGACGGCAAUGGACCAUUCACUAAAGGUAACGCGUUUAGCUAAACCAUAAGACUGCCUGUAUUUCUCGGCUCUUAUCUCUCGCUUAAUACCAGUUACUCUUACUGUUAUCGUAUGACAUAAUUCGAACUUCACGCUCACAUACUUUAUUCUCUUUUUCCUUACCACCCCCACGAGUCCUCGACACUGACGCUUGUUCUUACGUGUCUGUGUCACUACACUAAGACUUCUCAAGGAAGACACAUCUUGUCAAGAUUUUCCAUCAUAAUCUCCAGCCUCGUUCGUCCGAUUUCACGGUGAAGAAAAGGGUCUAUCGUUAUGGAACCAGGCUGGGAAGCAAGCGUCACCUGGAAAAAAAGCUCCCAUGAAAAGUGGAUCAUCCGCUGGGAAGCAAGCGUCACCUGGAAAAAAAGCUCCCAUGAAAAGUGAAUCACCCGGGAAGAACCCUUUCAAGUAAGAACAGUUGUAACGCCUAUGCUGGCAGACAAUUUAGCAGGUCGUCAUCUGUUUUACAUCAUGUAGAAGUAGGUGGUCUUGUCAGUGACACGGGCUGCACGGCGGCCUUGAUGUUGCUCUUCACUCUCUUCAUUCAAUACUAGAACAUGUUCAACAAGCACGGGCACUGGGUUCUCCACUUCAAAGCUUUAGCAGUGAUAUACUAGAACAUAUUUAAGCACUGAGUUCUCCGCUUCACAGCUUCGGGACUACCAGCAUGCUGAGCCUUUUUCCUCAUCACGACCGAAGUAGGCUCAGGCAGCAUCAGGCUCAUCAUGUGAGCUAUUUACUUAUAUUGCACAUGAUCCUUCAGAAUUUACUGAGCCUUGAUGUCAGGCUUCAUUCACAAUUUACAUAUAAUUGUCGUGACUUUAUAGCUAUACUGCGAAAGGUUAAGAUAGUUGUUCUUCGCGGUGAAAUGAAUUUUUGAUCAGCUUCGUACUUCCGUUCCGAGGCCCGAUUUUCUUCUCAGCCCCCACACAGUGGUAUUGGUCCUCAUAUGGCUCGACUUAUUGAAUUUGAAUAAGUACUUCUAGAUAGCUUUAGCCAUUGUAUUUUGUUACGUUAAUAUUGACGGCUUCAUCUGAUGAUUACGUUUACGGCAAGAAGGUAUUUUUUGAUAUGCUCGAUGAACGAUGUAGCCAUCUACCGGAGGAAGAGGAGGUCACGACCAAGCAUAAUAACGUUUCUGAGCACCUGAUCCUGAUGAAAUACUAUGUGUAUUAAUGUUGCCGAAAAGCAUAACCAU
Amoebophrya sp. A25 is the source of this 2749-nucleotide messenger RNA. The record is from the annotation of a GenBank genome assembly. Lineage: Eukaryota; Dinophyceae; Syndiniales; Amoebophryaceae.